Messenger RNA from Fragaria vesca subsp. vesca, 870 nucleotides. Its product is annotated as heme-binding-like protein At3g10130, chloroplastic-like. The coding region runs from base 1 to 813 and encodes 270 amino acids. The transcript is spliced from 8 exons. The record is from RefSeq and is a predicted model, not a curated record. NCBI's taxonomy places the organism in Eukaryota, Viridiplantae, Streptophyta, Magnoliopsida, Rosales, Rosaceae.
AUGGCCGCCGAUCGCCCCGCCGUACGUCCUCCGCCGCAGCGAAGAAGAACCAUGUCCGCUCUCGAGGCCCGAGUCUCCCUCGUCGCCGCUCUCGCCGCCCAAGCCUCCGCCGUCUCUCAGCGACUUUUGGUUGACUUGGCUACCGAGACGGCCAAGUACGUCUUCCCCAAGCAGUUCGAGGCUCAGACUCUCGAGGAAGCUCUCAUGUCUGUUCCGGACCUUGAGACGGUGAAGUACAAGGUUUUGAGUAGGAGAGACCAGUAUGAGAUUCGAGAAGUUGAGCCUUACUUUAUAGCAGAGGCAACAAUGCCUGGAAAGACUGGUUUUGACUUCAAUGGUGCUUCGCAAUCGUUCAAUGUCUUAGCUGAAUACCUGUUUGGUAAGAAUACCAAACAGGAGAAAAUGGAGAUGACCACACCAGUUUUUACGCGUAAAGCUCAAUCUGAUGGAGAGAAAAUGGAAAUGACAACUCCAGUGAUAACAAAGAGGGUGGAAGAUGAAGACAAGUGGAAGAUGUCCUUUGUCAUGCCCUCGAAAUACGGUGCCAAUUUGCCAUUGCCUAAAGAUCCAUCUGUAAAGGUCAAAGAGGUUCCAAGGAAAUUAGUUGCAGUUGUUGCCUUUUCUGGUUUUGUCACUGAUGAGGUAAUUAAGCAACGGGAGUCCAAGUUAAGGGAAGCUUUGGAAAAUGAUAGACAGUUCCAAGUGAAGGAGGGCACUGCAGUGGAAGUUGCACAGUAUAACCCGCCAUUUACACUUCCAUUUCAAAGGCGGAAUGAGAUCAGUCUGGAAGUUGAAAGUAAAGAGGAAGAAUAGUUUCUAAUUGUAUAUCAGAAAAUUUACAAUCUUGCGGUCUAUCGACUACACCAUCUC